Messenger RNA from Caenorhabditis remanei, 699 nucleotides. RefSeq lists its product as uncharacterized. The record is from RefSeq and is a predicted model, not a curated record. The transcript is spliced from 4 exons. Gene Ontology annotation, molecular function: oxidoreductase activity, acting on metal ions. The coding region runs from base 1 to 699 and encodes 232 amino acids. Lineage: Eukaryota; Metazoa; Nematoda; Chromadorea; Rhabditida; Rhabditidae.
AUGCUUCUCGGCUGGCUAUUCUUCGUGCCAACCGGUUUUCUAUUCGCCAGAUUCGGCAAACAACUCUUCCAAAACCAAAAACUCGUCGGCAUGCCUGUCUGGUUCCAAAUCCAUCGCUCAUUCACUUUUCUCGGCGUCUGUUGUAUCUGUACUUCAAUAAUUUGUAUCUUUGUCUCCACGAAUUUCACCUGGAAGGGUACCGGGUCGGUUGCCUGGUAUUGGACGCAGUGGCAUGCCGAUUUGGGAACGAUUUCGACGGUGUUGGCGGUUUCACAGCCUUUGAAUAGCUUGUUGAGAUGCGCUCCUUCCAACUCCCAACGAAAAAUCUUCAACUGGGCACAUCGUAUCACUGGAAUGACAUCUUACACUCUUGCAGUGGCAGCGAUCUACGUAGCCGCAGCGAAAUACCGUAAGACAUGGUCGGAGCCAUUUAUGGAAAUUGUGUUGACUAGUGUGCCAACUGCCUUGUGUUUGGUGACGGCGGUGAUGGUUUGGAUGAUAGAGAAGAGGAAAACGAGGGAUGGAGGGUACAAGGAGGUGGAGAUGAACGAAAAAUCUUCAUCUUCUCUACCAUCAUCCAUCUGGACUUUAGAAACCUCCCAACUCCUCCAAACGUCGUGGCUAUUCCUUGUCGUCGGUUGCUGUCUUCUAGCCGCCACGUCACUCAGUCUUCUCGUAGCGAACGGAUUUAAAGAGUGA